This is a messenger RNA of Dioscorea cayenensis subsp. rotundata (Guinea yam), 622 nucleotides long. RefSeq names its product calvin cycle protein CP12-1, chloroplastic. Gene Ontology annotation, cellular component: chloroplast. The coding region runs from base 78 to 461 and encodes 127 amino acids. Lineage: Eukaryota; Viridiplantae; Streptophyta; Magnoliopsida; Dioscoreales; Dioscoreaceae. The record is from RefSeq and is a predicted model, not a curated record. The transcript has a single exon. Gene Ontology annotation, biological process: negative regulation of reductive pentose-phosphate cycle.
UCUUCCCUUUGUAUUCUUUAAAACUUCAGAUAAACACAGCUACAAAGUAAAGCAAGAAAAAAAAAAAGAAAGAAAAAAUGGCAGCUACUCUAACUGGUAUGAGCAUCUUCACAACUGGAGUUGUCCCUAAACCAGAAAUACAAAAACAAGUGAGCAUCAGCUCUUGGAGGACUUUUACAGGGUACAAAGCCGGCCGAAUUGCUCUCGGCCGGGUGUCCGCCAGUGGCCCGACAACACCUUCGAAUAUAUCGAAUAAAGUCACGGAGAGCAUCAAGAAUGCAGAAGAGAUGUGUUCUGAAGACCCUGCGAGCGGAGAGUGUGUAGCUGCAUGGGAUGAAGUCGAGGAGCUCAGCGCCGCUGCGAGUCAUGCUCGUGACAAGCUCAAGGAGAACUCCGAUCCCCUCGAGAAGUACUGCAAGGACAAUCCGGAGACUGAUGAGUGCCGCACCUACGACAAUUAAAGAACAAAAUAAACAUUAAAGAUUAUGCUUUUGAAUGUUUUCGUAUUCAUGCUGCUGUCGUAUAUUUAUGGGAUGUAAUUCCAUAGAAUCUGAUCGGUACAAGAUGGGAAUUGUAAUACAACAUGGAAUGGUUUUUCGAUAGUUUGAUGUCCUGUAUGCAU